UCCCUUUUCCUACAAUAUCUUUCCUGCAAAACCCUUCCUCCGAUUCUUGCUGCUGAGCUCAAGCGUACUUGAUGAUCAUGUCUACUCCAACCUUCACCAAACUAUAACCCCUUUCCUCUUUAUAUAAUCUUUCGUUCUUGCUCCAUGGAAGCUCUUUCAAGCUCUGUCUUUAUUCCGCCCUUUCAAGAGACGCGCUCCUCCUCUACCUCUUCUACUUCGCUCAGAUUAAACUUCUGCUUCCCCAAAACCACGCUUCCUGGAUUCCGAUCUCGAGGUAUUGCCGCUGUUACUCGCGAAGUUGCAGGCGACGGAGAAGAUGAUGAACAACCACUAGUUGAUAAUGCCUUUGCCUUGGCUCCUGAACAACCUCCAUCUUUUUCUCUGUUUAUGAAUCGAUACAUCAAUCGGCUGCUCAAGCUGUGUAGUGAUGGCUUCUCACAUUUUCUGAAGGAUAACUUGGUUCAAACUGAUGGAAUAGAAGCCUUAAAGAGCACAUCCGAAAUGAUAACACCUACAAGCACACAUGGAGCUGGAAGUGCAGGAGGCACUAGGGCUGGGCUCUUCCGAACCCCAAUUUCUGGAGGUGUACAGAGCGCAACCUCUGUUCAUGACUUACCUAGACCAGCCCUAGCAGUUCGCAAUCUCAUGGAACAGGCAAGGUUUGCUCACUUGUGUACUGUAAUGUCACGGAUGCACCAUCGUCGUGAGGGAUACCCAUUUGGUUCACUGGUAGACUUUGCACCAGAUGCAAUGGGGCAUCCGAUAUUUUCCUUUUCUCCAUUAGCUAUACACACAAGAAACUUGUUAGCUGAUCCAAAGUGUACAUUAGUGGUGCAGAUACCUGGAUGGAGUGGCUUAUCGAAUGCAAGAGUCACUAUUUUUGGUGAUGUUUAUCCCCUUCCUGAAGAUCAACAGGAAUGGGCUCAUAAGCAGUAUAUAUCAAAACAUCAACAAGGGCCAUCACAGCAAUGGGGAAACUUUUACUACUUCAGAAUGCAGAAUAUAAGUGAUAUAUAUUUUAUUGGAGGUUUUGGGACAGUUGCUUGGGUGAAUGUAAAGGAAUAUGAGGCUCUUCGACCUGACAAGAUUGCUGUGGAUGGAGGUGAACAGAAUCUGAAGGAGUUGAAUGCCAUGUUUUCGAAGCCCUUAAAGGAGUUGUUGUCAAUGGAAACAGAGGUGGAUGAUGCUGCAUUGAUAUCGAUAGAUAGCAAAGGGACAGAUGUUCGUGUUCGUCAAGGUGCACAGUUUAAUAUACAGAGGUUGGCGUUUGAAGAAGGGAAUGGGGUUGAGACACUUGAGGAAGCCAAAACAGCAUUGUGGAAUUUGAUUCGGAGAGGUGGUGAACACAAGUUUUGACAAAAUUUAUCAUUUAUUAUUUUUGAGUUUUUUUUUUGUUUUUUGUAAGAGAGUGGUAAAUAAAAGGGGGUAUGAGUAAAAAACAUGGUCAAAAUAGUGACGUGGCCAACUCUCAUAAUCUGUGAUCCCUAAUACUAGUAAUGAAGGAAAGUGUUAAAAGGGACUUUCUGUUA
This is a messenger RNA of Lactuca sativa (garden lettuce), 1529 nucleotides long. Its product is annotated as non-canonical heme oxygenase HOZ, chloroplastic. Lineage: Eukaryota; Viridiplantae; Streptophyta; Magnoliopsida; Asterales; Asteraceae. The record is from RefSeq and is a predicted model, not a curated record.